Messenger RNA from Sycon ciliatum, 2135 nucleotides. RefSeq lists its product as uncharacterized. The transcript is spliced from 6 exons. Lineage: Eukaryota; Metazoa; Porifera; Calcarea; Leucosolenida; Sycettidae. The record is from RefSeq and is a predicted model, not a curated record. The coding region runs from base 1 to 1869 and encodes 622 amino acids.
AUGUCUAAAGUGAACAUGUUGCAUGUGACGCUGAGUCUGUUACUUUUCAUCACCAUGCUGGUUGAUGCGAACACUGGCCGUCAAGUCUCUAACUCUAAUUCAGGUGGUGGUACAUGGCGUACCUGCUCGGGAGGUAUCGACCUUCUUGUCGCGGUGAACGCCAGAGAAACCUGGACUGAAGCUGAGGAGCACUGCCAACAGGUUGGCGGACAUUUGGCCGUCGUUGAUCCAACCACUGUCGGUGCAGCCUGUCUGACUGACAUAGUGGCGCUGGGUGACACCAAGGCACACUUCGGCAUCACCGCAUCUCUGGACGAAAGUUUCCGCUCGCUGCCGGACUAUAAUAGUCAAUCCUCGCAGCUGCGGUUCAGUAUCUUUGGAGAUAGGUGUGCAGCGGUGUCAGUAACCUCAACUGGUGCAAGAACCAUCAGUAUGACGAAGUGCAAUGGAGAGCCUCGCCUGCCGUACAUUUGUCAGCGAAAAGCAGGUACGGCACAAAUAGAUGUCUCACUGGCAUGCAACAACAAGGAGUAUAUCUACCAUUCGAUUGCGUUUUCAAGGCAGCACGCCGCGGACAGUUGUGAACGUCUUUCUACUGGUGGACGGCUUGCUGACACAACCCAGUCAGACAUCAACUGCGUGCAGCGCCUGCUGAACUCGCAACCGCUAGUCAGCCGCGGCUUGGGUGCGAUUGAGGUGUUCACGAAGCAAGUCAGCUCAUCAAUCAGAGGCACCCGUUGCGGGUACUUGAGAGCUUCGACCAAGGCAGUCACAUAUCGAACCUGUCAGCAAACCAAGCCAGUUGUCUGCGAGAGAGAUCCGCUGGGUGGUGGUACAUGGCGUACCUGCUUGGGAGGUAUCGACCUUCUUGUGGCUGUGAACGCCAGAGAAACCUGGACUGAAGCUGAGGAGCACUGCCAACAGGCUGGCGGACAUCUGGCCAUAGCUGAUCCUGCCACGGUCGGUGCAGCUUGCCUGGCUGCCGUGAGAGAGUUGGAUGGCGCGCAAGCGCACUUCGGCAUCACCGCAUCUCUGGACGACAGUUUCCGCUCGCUGCCGGACUAUAAUAGUCGGUCAUCGCUACUGCAGUUCGGUAGAUUUGGACCUAGGUGUGCAGCCGUGUCAGUUUCGUCCGAUGGUUUAAGAACCAUACGUCCGAAUAGCUGCAGUGGAGAACCACGCCAGCCGUUCAUUUGUCAGCGGCAUACAGCCUUGGCACAAAGAACUGUGUCCGUCACAUGCAAAAACAAGGAGUAUAUCUACCAUCCGAUUGCGUUUUCAAGACAGCAUGCCGCAGACACUUGUGAACGUCUUUACACUGGUAGCCAGCUUCCUGACACGACCCAGUCAGACAUCAACUGCAUGCAGCGCCUGCUGACCUCACAACCGCUAGUCAGCCGUGGCUUGGGCGCAAUAGAGGUGUUCACCAAGCAAGUCAGUUCGUCAUUCAGAGGCAUCCGUUGCGGAUACUUGAGAGCUUCGACCAAGGCAGUCACAUAUCGAACCUGUCAGCAAACCAAGCCAGUUGUCUGCGAGAGAGAUUCACUGGAUCCGCCAUCAACUACUGCCCAGCAGCCACCAUCAACUGCCCAGCAGCCAUCAUCGGCUGUCCAGCAAGUAGCUUCUCAGCAGAUGGAGACCAACAAGGAGGCUAACAAUACAUCCACGGCCCAUACAGACAGUCGACUGACACAGCGGCCAACUGCCGCUAUUGCCGUAACGUUGCCAGACGUCAGCCAAGCACAGGGCAACAUGAGCAGUGUGCUGGUGAACCACGGAGAGCUAGGAGAGACCGGGUCAGGUGCAGGCCAAUUCACGCCAUGCACCUGGUUGCUGGCGCCAUCCAUAUUAGCCGUUCUGGCUUUAUGAUGUGUGCUGAGCACUAUCAAUGUCCAGGCCCGCCGGAACCGGUCCACUUGGUCAGGUUUACGCCGGACAAACUUUGUAGCUACCAACGCUGAGGAGGGCAUAAUGCCCCCCCCCCUCCCCCCAUAUUAUAAACAAAGCAGGAAAGACUAUGGUAGGACCGGAUCAAUUGAAAACUGCAGUUCCGGCGAUCCUGAUGUCCCUAAAAAGCGGUAAAAAUGCUUCUAACAAUUUGCCUAUUCACUAUAGUAUUAAUUUUAGUCAUAAGU